CAUAGAAAAAAUGAGUCUUGAAGGUAAAUUGGUUUCUGAGAUAAACAUCAAGUGUGAUGGAGAUGUGUUCCAUGAAAUAAUUAUGUACAAACCACAUCAUAUGUGCAACAUAUGCCCUGAUAAGAUACAAAAAGUGGAUAUUCGUGAAGGUGAAUUGGGCACUAUUGACUCUGUUAGGUUAUGGAAAUUCACCCAUGAUGGGAAAGAGAUGGUGGCAAAGGAAGUUAUUGAAGAAAUAGAUGAAGAAAAGAAGUUCGUUAAAAAAAAGAUGAUUGAAGGAGAUAUGUUAGAGUAUUACAAAUCAUUUUACCUCACUAUUCAUGUUGAGACAAAGGGUGAAAACAACUUAGUUACGUGGAUCUUGGAAUAUGAAAAGAAGAAUGCAAAUGUGCCAGAUCCACACACUUUCAUGGAAUUGUGUCUCAAUAUCACUAAAGAUAUUGAGAGUUACCACAUCAAGUGAUACAUAAAUAUAUGUACUUGAAAUAAUAUUAUGUGGUGUGGUUAAUGAGUGUGCUUUGAAAUGUCUACUAUAUAUAUGUAGUGAAAAUAAAAAGAGUGGAUGUGUAAUUUCUAAUUUCGUUCAGAACUGUUGUUUGGGUGAAAGCCUGAGUAGAUGGAUAUUGAUAAAUAAAAAUAAAAGCUCCUUCUAUUUUUUGGAUCA
Solanum verrucosum is the source of this 664-nucleotide messenger RNA. Its product is annotated as kirola-like. The record is from RefSeq and is a predicted model, not a curated record. Gene Ontology annotation, biological process: defense response. Bases 11 to 463 code for a protein of 150 amino acids. The transcript is spliced from 3 exons. NCBI's taxonomy places the organism in Eukaryota, Viridiplantae, Streptophyta, Magnoliopsida, Solanales, Solanaceae.